AUGAAUCCGUGUUAUAUCAGUUAUGGAAUACGGUUUGAAAUGAUAACACAUAUAAUAAUCGCAACAGCAACUACAGCUCUUGGAAUUAAACUUUUCAUUCUCUACAGAUAUGACAAAAGCAAAGAAUAUCUCCGAAAAGCUAAUAGACUUGCCUUAAUUGACACCAGUGCCAUUAUAAUUUUCUCCGUCAUCCCUGCUACGCUUUCAACAAGUUUUAUUACAAUAGAUGUGGAUGUCUGUGGGAAUGUAUUUAUUUUGGGAAAAGUUUGCGGUUAUGUGUUUGAAGGAUAUCUGGCCCAUCGAACAUUGUAUAAAACUCAAUCGAAUCAAUCAAAUGGAAGCGUGUUGGUAGCUAGAGUGAAGGUUUAA
Molecule: messenger RNA, 369 nt
Organism: Caenorhabditis briggsae
Lineage: Eukaryota; Metazoa; Nematoda; Chromadorea; Rhabditida; Rhabditidae
Exons: 2
Coding region: 1-369 (122 amino acids)
Source: RefSeq, a predicted model, not a curated record